This is a messenger RNA of Strongylocentrotus purpuratus (purple sea urchin), 1971 nucleotides long. Its product is annotated as glutathione S-transferase P-like. Gene Ontology annotation, cellular component: cytosol. The transcript has 5 exons. Gene Ontology annotation, biological process: glutathione metabolic process. Bases 76 to 912 code for a protein of 278 amino acids. NCBI's taxonomy places the organism in Eukaryota, Metazoa, Echinodermata, Echinoidea, Camarodonta, Strongylocentrotidae. The record is from RefSeq and is a predicted model, not a curated record. Gene Ontology annotation, molecular function: glutathione transferase activity.
AGCGCCAGCUACGACGGGAAUCUGUAUAGCUGAGGUCAAGAAGGCAAUUUCGGCUUCUAAAUCAUCAAUUUUACCAUGGAUUGGCUCCAAUUUGGCGCUGUAAUCAUUGCUGCAUUAGGCACUAUUUAUCUAACGGGUAAAAGUGGUAUUUUUAUGCGGAAAUUCCAAGAGAUUGCCACAGGCAAGGCGGGAUGUGUGCCGGCAGAGGACCUGGGGUUCGUCACCAUCCACUACUUUGCUGGUCGAGGUCGAGCGGAGGCCAUUCGACUUCUGCUGGAGCAAGCCAAUGUUCCUUACAACCAGACAGACUUUAGCCGGGAAACUUGGCCUGAAGCCAAGAAAGCAGGAGUAGAGAAAGGCCUUUACACCUAUGGACAAGUGCCAGCCAUUGUGACAUCAUCAGGUGUGUCUAUGGUCCAGCAGCAAGCCAUCCUUCAUUACCUUGGAAGGGCUACAGGGAUGGAUUGUGACUGUGAAGAUAUGCAUCACUGUGAGGUACUGGCUCUUGGCGUUGAGGAUGCUAGGAGCAAGCUCUCCAAGCUCGUCUAUGACCCGUCUUUCUCCGUAGCCAUGAGGGAUGAAUACCUGAAAGAGAUUGCUCCUCUCUGGCUGGGAUAUUUUGAGAAAAUAGCGCCCUCUAUAUCUUCGCAGCAAAGAGGAUAUUUUGUAUCUCAUCGUUUGACCUGGGUUGACUUCCUCAUCUUUGACCUCCUCGACACCAACAUCGAAUUCGACAAGCUUGAUAUGGGGCGCCCUCCUGUGGCCAUCCUUGCCCAGUUCCCGAAGCUCAACUCGUACUACAAUCGCAUGAAGGCUUUACCCAGCAUCGCCAAUUAUCAGAGUAGUCCUCAGAGGCCACCUUUCAAGAUACCAUACAUGCCAAAACCUGAAUCCAAUGCCAAGCAGAUGUGAAGUUACGAGUGUUUUGUCUGAAAUACAAAAAUGUUGUACUAUUCGUAGUAGCCUAUGUUUAAUUUAUUUGUGAUGAAAAGAGUAGGUAUUAGACUGAUAAAAAAAUAUGUUUAGAGUAACUAUUAGUAGAGUAUCUCAAGGCUAGUUUCUUGACAAAGGAAUCUGGAGAGUAUAAGAUCUAUUAUUGCUUUCACUGCAGUAGUUAUUUAAAGUUGUUUCUUAUCUCAAAGACACUGAAUUAUUUAAAUCCAUACAAAUGGAUCAGUUUCGCAGUAGUCAUUUCUCAGGCUUUCACUUUUAAUUGUGGCUAUGUUAGAUGUGGCACAACUCUAGUAUUGGGUAACAUAAUAUAUCAUUCUUAGUUCAGGGGGGCAUUUCACAAAGUCUAUUUUCAAUGACAAAUGACAAAAAUCAGUGACAAAUCUGCUGAUAAUCAAUAAGAAGCAAGGAUUUCAGUAGCUUAUAACAAAAACUGUCAUUUGUCACUGAUGACAAGUUUUGUGAAAUGCCCCCCUGGAUGUGUGAUACAUUGUUUAUGUGAUAGCACUUUGUCGUUUUGUGUGUCGGCAUAGUCGUACACAGUACUGAAUAGUCAAUCAUGUUAAUUGGGAAUACUCAGCUUCAAGUACAAUUUACUGUGGGAGAGAAGAUGGCUGAUUCACAAGAUAUGUUGUGAUAUAGAGGUUCAUUCACUUCACUCUCGAUCCAAGGGUUGAGGGUUCAAAUCCCAGCCCAUCACUCACAUCUUUUUGUAGGACAUUUAUCCACAUUUGCCCCUCUCCACCCUAGCAGUUGCAGGGCCCUCUGGGGGAAGAACAUUAGUGCUGAUGAGGCUUCCCUGAAUAAACAAAUUAUUAUGAUUAGACACCGAUUCCUGAAUUCAAUCAUAUAAAUUGAAUGUAAAAUUACAGUUCUUACAAACAUUAGUAGUAAAUGCUAAAUAAAUUUUGUUAUUAUUGGUAUGAAAUUGAAGAGAAUGUUGUGCCCUCCCCCAGAUCUUUGAUAUUCCUUCUCUUUCAUUUAUGUUUUGAGGGGGGGGGGGAGGGUAAGGAACCCACG